CCGGCGACAUUAGCUAGCGCUCGCUCAACGCUCUUCUCUGUAACAGGGGAACACACGGACUACAAGGAACCGAACCGCAUCGCCUGCCCGCCCGCACCCCCGCUCGGACUGUAACCCUCUCACACACGCUCACGCUGCACCCGCCGCCGCGCACUCCGGGUGGUUUUCGCUGGUUUAAAAAAAUAUUUUCUUCUAAUUUCUCUUUUUUCUUUUUUUUUUAAAUUAAUAUUAAAAAAAAAUCCUUCGGAAGGUGAAACCCGCCCGGGACGGACUGGGACCCGGCGGCGGCAGCGCGGCCCGUGCAGCAGCAGACGGUAGCGGCCGGGGGCGGUAGUUUGGUUGUCGUUAAUUUCUGUGGUUGUUGGUUGCCGAGUUGUCUCACCAUGAAGGAAAACGGUGCACACUUCUUCGAAGGGACCGAGAAGCUGUUGGAGGUGUGGUUCGCCCGGCAGCAGCCCGCGCAGCAGGAGCCGCACCAGAGCAAGGGUUCCGGCGACCUACGCACCAUACCCAGGAUUGAGUGGGACAAACUUCUGGAGAAUGUGCAUUGUUUGAUCAUAAGUGUGACAAAAACUGACAAACAGGAAGCUUAUGUACUCAGUGAGAGUAGCAUGUUUGUCUCCAAGAGACGUUUCAUUUUGAAGACGUGUGGUACCACCCUCUUACUGCAAGCACUGGUUCCCCUGUUGGAGCUUGCUAGGGAGUACAGUGGGUUUGACUCAAUUCAGAGCUUCUUCUAUUCACGUAAGAAUUUCAUGAAGCCGUCUCACCAGGAGUACCCACAUAGGAAUUUCCAGGAAGAAGUAGAAUUUCUUAAUGAAAUUUUCCCAAAUGGAGCAGCUUAUUGCAUGGGACGUAUGAAUUCUGAUUGCUGGUACCUGUACACUCUGGAUUUCCCAGAGAGUCGGAUAUCCAAUCAGCCUGAUCAGACGCUGGAAAUUCUGAUGAGUGAGCUUGACCCAGUAGUUAUGGACCAGUUCUACAUGAAAGAUGGUGUUACUGCAAAUGAUGUCACUCGUAUGAGUGGAAUUCGUGACCUGAUACCAGGUUCUGUUAUUGAUGCUACAAUGUUCAAUCCUUGUGGGUAUUCAAUGAAUGGGAUGAAAUCGGAUGGAACUUAUUGGACUAUUCACAUCACUCCAGAACCAGAGUUUUCUUAUGUUAGUUUUGAAACAAACAUAAGUCAGACCUCUUAUGAUGACCUGAUUAGAAAAGUUGUAGAGGUUUUCAAGCCAGGAAAAUUCGUGACAACCCUCUUUGUUAAUCAGAGCUCUAAAUGUCGUACAGUGUUUUCUUCUGCCCAGAAGAUUGAAGGGUUUAAACGUCUUGAUCACCAGAUUGCCCAAUUCAGUGAUUACAACUUUGUUUUUACCAGUUUUACAAAGAAUCGCCAGCAACAGCACAGUUGAUUAAGAAUGAAGAAAAAACGCAAAAGGAGAUCCCAUAUAGAAGGUGGUGGUUGCUUUCUAGUUGAUGAUUCAGGGGGCCAUGCUUUCCAUUCCCACCACCUUGUAGUUGUGGAAAGCCCUAGGUGUAAUCAUAGUAUAACCAUUUUGAAUUGUAUGCAUUAUUAUAUCAAGGAGUUAGAUAUCUUGCAUGAAUGCUCUCUUCUGUGUUUAGGUACUCUAUGCCACUCUUGCUGUGAAAUUGAAGUGCAUGUAGAAAAAUCUUACUGUAUGAAACUUUACAACACAUGUAAAAAUAAGCCAGGUAGAAUUACACACAGCAUAGUUUUUCUCCAGGUAUCACCAAAAAUUCCCCACAGACAAGGCUUUCGUCCUCAUUAGACUUCAGCCUCAAUCUACUCACUGGGACAGUUCUCUGUUAAAUUGUCACCAAUAUUUUUCAUCUAUAUUGUGAUUUCAGUCUAAAACAGUUUUUGAGAAACUUGUAUGAUUUCUAAUGAAACUGAUUCCUAAUUAACACUUUCAUGUUGGAGAAAGUUCUUUCACUUAAUACAGUUAGAAAUUGUUUUAUUACUGCAGGUGAUGGUUUCCUAAAAUCACUGAUUUCUGUCAUGCUCUUAAUCAAGUUUAUAAGAAUUUGUUCAGCUCUGCUAUAGCACUGGGCUUAUGCAUCAGCCUUUCACCCUUAAACUUGGGUAUAGAUACUGCUGCAGGCUAAACUUCAUCUUGGCUUAAUGCUCAUAUUUACAUACCAUAUCCCCAAGCUGUCAUAUUGCUACACAAUGGCAGAAUUUGAAGAAGGUUCAAGACUUAAAAGGGGGAGAGCUGAGUCAGGGUUCAAGUGCUUUGGCAUAGUUGUAUGACUGCUUCACAAAGAGCGAAUCCAUACUGGCACCAAACAUCUUUCUGAGGCACUAAUAAUGUCUCUAAGAAGCUGGUGCUCAUAAGUGCUGGCAAGUCAAUCUAGCAAAGGAGUGGAGUUUGUCAGGCUGGAGACGUUGAUUGUUUUGAUUAUUCUCAGUAAAACAAGCUGACACUUCUAACUGUAAAAAGAAUGCUUCUAAACUGGUCCAGUGUCACUUCAUUUUGUUGUUCCAAGCAAAGCCAAUGCCUCUAUCUUGUGACAGUCCUGUGACAUUGUUGUGCAUGUGACUUACGUUGUAUUUGAGUGUUGUGACUUCAUCUGUUUUUUCCUCCUAAUUAAUGCAGUGGUUCCUCUUACUGUGACUUGAGGGCAUUAAGUGAAGGCAUAUAACAAGAACUGUCUGGGACACCUGGACAGGAGUGAAGUAGAAUGCUAUUCAUAGAACAUGAAUAAGUGUAAUUCAAAGUCACUUUAAUGGGUAUUGACUAAAAUGCAGGCUUUAAAGAGCUGGCAAACUUUCAGCUAUGUUUGCAAAUACUAUAGGAUUCUAACAGCUGUGAGACCAGCAAGUUAAAACUAUAAAACAGAUUUUUUUUUUUUUUUUUCUCUCUUGUCCUUGCAAUGUUUUGGCUCUUUCUGGGUUGACAUAAUGGUUUUCUGUUCCUUCCGUAUUUAUAAAGGAAGCACUUUUUCAGUGCUUCUAAACUAAAGUCUGCUUGGUUAGAAAUCAAGUGGUUGGAACAUUGAGUUCUUCUAAGCAUAUUGUUGAUUGAAGUUCUUUAACAAUGUUGUGCCAUUUACAGCAUAUAAUUGAUUAGUGCUUUUUGAUGUUAAUACUGAGGACCAAUAUUUCUGUGGUUUUUGUUCCUAAAGUGUCACAACUGAUCUGACAUUUGUUGGCUUGAGGUCCUUUAAGUAGACUGAAAAUCCCUUUCCAAGUAAUACUGAAAAAUACACAUUUUAUAAAUAGAAGCAUAAGUCUUGGCUAUAAAAUGAAAGCUGUUGAAUGGAUUGAACUAUCUAGGGUAAUCAGGAUGGGGGGAGUAUGGUGUUUAUAAUUUCUGUGAUGUUAGACUUUGAUCAUUUAAAAAUCUGUACCACAACUUAAUGCUUCAAUAAAAGUUUGCUUAAAUUGUU
Molecule: messenger RNA, 3408 nt
Organism: Rhea pennata
Lineage: Eukaryota; Metazoa; Chordata; Aves; Rheiformes; Rheidae
Gene: AMD1
Product: adenosylmethionine decarboxylase 1
Exons: 9
Coding region: 384-1409 (341 amino acids)
Biological process (GO): spermine biosynthetic process; spermidine biosynthetic process
Cellular component (GO): cytosol
Molecular function (GO): adenosylmethionine decarboxylase activity
Source: RefSeq, a predicted model, not a curated record